Chilo suppressalis (striped riceborer) is the source of this 702-nucleotide messenger RNA. NCBI's taxonomy places the organism in Eukaryota, Metazoa, Arthropoda, Insecta, Lepidoptera, Crambidae. The record is from the annotation of a GenBank genome assembly.
AUGACUACUAUAAAGGUAAACGAUGAACAAGAGAUCAUCAAUAAAUUAUCUUCUUACAUUCAGAAAAUUUCAAGUGAUUCAAUACACAGUCGCGGAAAGUUUUUUAUAGGCCUCUCAGGAGGUUCGGUUGUCAAAUAUUUGUGUGAAGGUUUACCUAAGCUAGAUACAGAAUGGUCGAAAUGGGUGCUCGCUUUCUGCGAUGAGCGAGUGGUGGCUGAAGAUAGUGAUGAUUCUACGUUUGGUACAUACAAGCGGCAAUUAAUUCCAAGGACCGGUUUGAAAGAUGAACAGUUUAUUACUAUCAAGCAAGGAGUAUCAGCUGAAGAAGCAGCUAAAGAUUAUGCAGAAAAAUUAAAAGAAGCAUUCAAUGGUGAAGAUUUUAGAUUUGAUUUACUUCUGUUAGGCAUGGGACCAGAUGGGCACACCUGUUCAUUGUUUCCGAACCAUCCGUUACUGGAUGAAGUUAAUUUGAAAGUGGCUGCAAUCACCGACUCUCCGAAACCACCUCCUGAAAGAAUCACAUUGACAUUUGCAGUUGUGAACAAUGCAAGGAAUUGUAUAUUUGCCAUUAGCGGUGCUAGUAAAGCAGAAAUGGUGAAAAGAAUACUAAAGAAUAAAGAAGAUUUACCAGCAAGUAGAGUGAACCCAGUAACAGGCUCUCUGUACUGGAUAGUGGACCAUGCUUCUGCUGCUUAUUUGUAA